UAUAGCUCUUUACAGAUCUGUCAAGUGUUAAGUUCCAAAACACUAUUACAUUUCGCCAGAUGAACCCACCAAAAUUUGUCAGUUCCAUCUCCAUCGAAUCCGUGGAAUCAUCUGUUCAAAACCUAACCAAGAGCUGGAACAGAAGGCAAAAAUGGAAGAAGUUCUGUCUCAAUCCUAGUACUGAUGAAGAAGAAGAAGAAGAAGAAGAAGCAGAAGAAGGCCCCAGUAAUAAUAUUAUGGCAGCAUGGAGAAGCAAGUUGACAAGAUUUCUAGAAUCAACACCAGUUCAUACUGUUUCAAUCUUAUUACUUUUUAUGGAUCUCAUCUUAACUAUACUUGAGCUUUCAUCUUCUUUACUAUCAUGCACUCCAAAAAAGAAUUAUUACAAGGUAGAAAAGGUUUGGUAUCAUUGGGUAGGAAUUGGUAUCCUGAUCCUGCUUUCUGCUAAGGCAGUGGCUUUAGCUAUAGGGCUUGGCAGGUCUUUCUUUAAGCGACCAGGUUAUGUUGUUGAUGGUGCAGUUGCUUCCAUGGCAUUAUUUUUGGAAGCAUUUUUGGAGAAGGAAGGAGGAGGAUUGCUUGUUGUGGUAAGCUUGUGGAGGGUUGUUAGAGUGGUGGAGAGUGCUUUUGAGUUAAGUGAUGAAGCCAUUGAAGCACAGAUUGAAGGGAUAAUAUGCCAAUUUGAGCUGCUUAGAGAAGAGAAUGCAAGAUUACUGGAGACCAUUGCUGAGAAGGAUAUGGUAAUACAUAAGUUACAAGAAAUAAUAGAGAAGCUAGAAGAACAAUCAAAAUGUAAUGCCCCAAUAGCUUAGCCAUCUCUUCCACUACUUAGAAUACAAAUUAGUUUCUUAAACCUUUUCUGGAAGGAGCUCUUGUAAGAAUACAUUUUAUUUUGGUCUUCAUAUUAAGUUAAAGUGUAGGCACAUAAAUAUGUAUUCUAC
This is a messenger RNA of Ricinus communis (castor bean), 938 nucleotides long. RefSeq lists its product as uncharacterized. NCBI's taxonomy places the organism in Eukaryota, Viridiplantae, Streptophyta, Magnoliopsida, Malpighiales, Euphorbiaceae. The record is from RefSeq and is a predicted model, not a curated record. The transcript has a single exon. Gene Ontology annotation, cellular component: plasma membrane. Gene Ontology annotation, biological process: proton transmembrane transport. The coding region runs from base 60 to 809 and encodes 249 amino acids. Gene Ontology annotation, molecular function: voltage-gated proton channel activity.